UUCAAGUGGUUUCUGUUUCGUUUUGUUUUUGUGCAAGAGUUGAGGUCUAAGGAAUUGAACACGCGGAAUACGUCGUAGGGUUCUUUGAUAUUAAUUUAAUUAAAUCAUUCUGAAAGAAUAAGGGAUGGCCAUCCCUCAGGAGGUGUUAGCAUAUGGUUGGAUACCAUUUACAGUCGUUGUGGUGUUAACAUUUAUUUUUUCAUGGUUCUACAUCCGUUUUUAUCAAGAUCAUGCGCAGUCUGAAGUGUCGUCCACACUAACUGGUAUUCUGGCCCUGGCUAUCACAUUGCUUACUAUUGCUCUUGUUCCUGUGGACAUCUUCUUAGUUUCAUACAUGAAAAAUUCAGAUGGAACUUGGAAGGAUUGGAGCACAAAUGGGACUAUGAGAGAUGAAUUUGAGCAGACAAUUGCUGUAGGAUAUUAUGUGCUGUACUCGUUGGUGGCAUUCUUUGCAUUCAUACUCAUGCCAUUCAUGUACUUCUACUAUGAAGAAAAAGAUGAGGAUGCCACAACAAGACAGAGGAUGUGUGGUGCCUUGAAGUACACCAUUGGGUUUUUGAUAGUUGCCAUUGUUCUUCUUCUUGUUGGAGCCUUUGCACCAUUGAAAAAGCCUCCAAAGAAUAUAACCCAAUGGGAGAAGAAAAUUAGCUUCUUAAAAGAUGAAUUGCAGGCUCAUAAUGGUGAAACUGCCCUGUCACUGCUCAUGGGUUUCCUUUCCUUCAUUGGCAUGGUUAUCAUGAUCACCUACACAGCUUAUGGGAUGACGUCCUUACCCUUCUCCAUGCUGAAAGGGUUUAAGAACUCAAAGAAAGAACAUCUGGAGGUCAGCCAUGAACGUGAAUCAGUUGAAGAGCGUGCACGCAUGAUCCGAGCCAAGUACAUGGAUGGGCAUCCAAUGACUGGCCGUGAUCGAAGAACGCUUGCACGCCUUGAGGGAGAGGAAAAACUCCUCAUUAGAAGGGAGAGACAUUUACAGGCUGCAAACCUUGGCUGGCUUAACAAAUGCCUCAAGUGCUGUCGUCCAUUUGAAGUUGUAUUUGGUGUUUUGUUCUUGUUACUUGGAUUGCUCAUCAUCGUCUCACUCUUUCUUACUUGCUUGGACAAGGCUCUGAAUUCACUGGGGUACAAGUAUGGUUAUGUACUUACCAAACCUCAGCUGCCUAACCCUAUCAACAUUGUCAUGGUCUAUGCACAGAAGGUUUUUCCACUGGACUAUUGCUUGUUUGUGGCCAUUGUUCUCUACUUCCUUUACUGUACCAUGUCUGGGAUCAGAGCAAUUAGCAUACGCUGCUGCUGGAUUAGACUGUACAAAAUACGUUCCCGCAAGACUAUGCCGCAAGCUCUGCUGUUUCUCGUUCUGAUGUUGAUGUUGACUAUGCUCUUCUUAAACAUUAUGUUGUUUACACUGGCUCCUCAGUACGUCAUGUAUGGCAGCCAGCAUUACAGAAACACAACAUCUACUGCAGGUCACAGCAGUAACACAACAGUUCAUACUAAUGGCACUGCGCCUGGAAAUAGCACUGUGACUACUACAUUUGAAACAAAAGUCUGCUCCACUGCUGCCCCUGAAGGUGCAUGCAUCAUGACUCGAGCUGCCAUGUUACUCAACAGAUUUUUCUACAAAGUUUGGUUUUUUGGUGCCUGCUAUUACUGGGGAACAUGGCUCUUCCUGGCAAUAUACAUUAUUGGCCUGGGGGUGUCGAUAGCAAAAAAACGCAAGUCCGUGGUGGAUGAGGAGCUGGACUCUAGUGAUGACUCAGAUGAGGAAUUGGUUAAUGCUUAAAUAUCAGUUUAAUUUGUACUUUAGUGCAAGUACAUCUUGACAGAGCUGUGUUUUAAUCACAUCUCACAAGUAAAACAACCAAAAUGCAUUCCAAUUUCAAGAUAUUUGGUCAGGUAGCAAAAGAACGUGUUGCAAACAACUUGUAGAUAGGCAUGUAUAUAUGCCAAGGGUAUCUUUUGCAAAACUAAAUGAGCAGCAGUAAAUUUUAGUUUCACAAGGUUAAAUUGCUUUUGUUUUAAUGUGAUUGUGAAGUGAAAGAUAAGAUUAAUCAUAUCAAAAUAACCUUUAACUUAGUUUGCAAAAAUCAUUCCAAGUGUGAGAAAUACUGAAGGUCACUUGAAUCGUCUUUGUAGCACCUAUCUGUGGUGGGAAUUAGGAAUUUCAGUUGUUUUGCCCAAUUAUUGACAGAAAUACAUUUAGAAAUAGAAUUGUUUGAUGAUUACAAGUAAAUGCUAAUUUGAAAUCAAAACAAAGCAAUCUAUGAAAGUUUGUACAUGCAAAAAAGGUAUUAGAUUGCCUUUUUUUGUUCAAGGAGAUAUACGUUAUGUGCUGUUAGAUAUUUAUUAUUUAAACAAAUACUUAAAAAUAAAUGUUUGUAAAAACGUUAAUUUACAUUAGACCUAGAUGCAACAACAAAAUGCAUUAUAAAGUAGAUUGUAAUAUUCUGUACAGCAAAUUUGUAAGAGCACUGAUAUAGUUGUUACAAAAAUAAAAUAAUUCAGUGUA
This is a messenger RNA of Orbicella faveolata, 2509 nucleotides long. Its product is annotated as putative lysosomal cobalamin transporter. Gene Ontology annotation, cellular component: vacuolar membrane. NCBI's taxonomy places the organism in Eukaryota, Metazoa, Cnidaria, Anthozoa, Scleractinia, Merulinidae. The record is from RefSeq and is a predicted model, not a curated record. Gene Ontology annotation, biological process: protein localization to vacuole.